GACUUUUGUGGCCGUCUUCUUGAGGCCACAUAACUGACUAUAUUACUGGCUGCCCCCUAACCCACCGACAACAACACCAACACACUCUGUUACUGGGUAAACCUUCUAACUCUUCCCGUCUCCCGGCUCCUACUCCUCCCGUGGUAUCUAAGAGUGUACACUUGAGGUUAUAUAUGGGGAGGUCCUCGGCCACAGUGACCCAGCAUGUGUUGUGUGGGGUUGGUACCAUGGCCAAGUGCGCUCUCUGCCAGGAAGUGUUCACAUCAAAAGCCAAACUUGUGCAACACUUUGGUGAUGCUCACAGCAUUGCCAGACAGAGAGCUAGACGCUCAAAGGUUACAGAAACUAUUAAGCAUAUUGCUUCUGAGACUGAGGAGAAAGAACUUGUUGUAUUAGAUGAACAAGAGGAUAUUUGCGUUAUCACCAGUACAAAACAGCCGUUAAACUGUUCAGGCUGUGACAAGCUGUUUGCGACACACGCUAGUUUACAAGGUCAUCAAUGUAUUGCUGUGGGUGAUAAGUCAAAAAAGCAACCAGUCACUUGUCAGUACUGUGGACAGAAAUGCAAAGACCGUCGUGGUGCUGCAAUUCAUCAAGCCUUUUGUGAGAAGAGAACACUAGACAAAAUGGAUGUGAAUGAUCAUGAAGAAGCAAAUAUAAGUUUAUCUUCACUAGACUCAAAUUCAAUUAGCUUACCAAUGUUGUAUGAAUGUCCCGGUGAUGAUUGCGGAGCUAUAUUCAAAAAUGAAGAUCGGCUUAUUAAGCACAUUGAGAGACAUCAUACUGAGGAAGGAAUUAGUAUAAUCAGAGGCCCAGUUCCUAGCUCUGAGCCACAACCAGAACAUAUGGCCGUGCCUCAGCAGUCGACACAACCACCCUUAGUGACAGUUACUAUGAAGCCACACAUUGGUAAAACAGAAGGACUGCAAGAUCUCUCUCUACUUAUUACUCCGACAAAAAAUGUGGAGGAACCCCAAGAAUUUCUGGAUUGUGAUAGCAAGGAUUCUUCAGUAUCAAGAGGGAAAUUUGAAGACACCUCCACUAGUAUUACUAUGGAAGAAUGCAGAGUAUCAGAAGGAGGGACCGGAGGGAGCAGUGAAGCAGUACUGUAUGUCAUAGAAGAUGGAACUGCAUGUAAGGCAUCACAAAAAAUGUGUGAUGGAGGGCCUCAAACCAUGAAGAAAGAGACGAAAACUGGAAAACAGCUUAAGUGUAGAAUUUGUCAUGAGCACUUGCUUAACAAAGAUUUGCUUACAGCACACAUGAGCAAACAGCAUGCCACAAGUAGAGAACUUACCGACAUUAAAAUUAAGAAUGAACCACUUGAUUUUGAGGAGGAGAUAAUGGAAAAAAUGAAUGUUAAAAAUGAUGACGAAGACUGGGAAAUCAUUCCUCACAGAAGAACAAAAUACAGUGUAGGUAUUAAGGUUGAAAAGGGAAAGCUUGAAUACAAAUGUAGUCUUUGUAAACGACACUUUCUGUCAGAAUUAAGUUUCCAUACACACGUCAGAAACAGAGAGUGCAAAAACAAAAAAUUUAAAUUGCCUAGAAUGUUUUCUUGUCACUUUAAACAAUGUGAUUCAUCAUUCUUUAAGCUUACUGAACUACAGAGACAUUGGCAAAUUGCUCACAAGUUUUCAAUGGCAAGCAAAAAUGUAGAAUUUGAUGAUGAAAGAAUGUUUACAGACUGGUUAGCAGAGGAAGAAGAAAAGAACAAAGUGCGAUUCACUUGUGACGUAAAGAGACGGAAGCCUCACCGAACUGAACGGUUAUUAGUCUGUCAUAGAUUCCACCAUCUCCGUACAGCUGCUGCCAGGAAAACUGCUAAGCGGGAAUACUCUGAUAGACAUAAUUGGAUUCACAAAAUACAACCUUGUCUUUGUUUUGCAAGAAUGAAAGUGUAUCAAGAUUUUAAUGAAGAAACUUGUGACUAUACAGGAAAAAUAAGUGUUGUAUAUUAUUUUGAACACACACACCCUAUUAAUGAAAUGCAGAAUGGUAAAGAAGAGAUAUUAGAUCAUAUUUUACAGAGAAAUAAACGCAACAGAAGUACCCAGUUUCAGGAUUUAAAGGGUAAUGACAAGAUGCUUCAUCGUCAGAAGUUAGAAAAAUUAGCCAGAAUAGCGGGAAAAGAAUAUCGUCCCAGUGCCAAGAGUGCUAAAGUAAAAAAUGCUUUUCAAAGACUGAAAAGAAACUCAGAGAGCCACACUGCAACAAAUGAGGAUGAAGACCCGCUUGCUUCAGUUAAUGCGGCUAAUAACCUCAUGGCGACAGAAGAUCUGUUUUCAUCACAUGUAGAAAUGGUUCUAGACGGACAGUUUGAUAUGGGUCAUGAGGUUUUAGCAGGAUCAGUGGUGACACACCUGGAUAAUCUCCCUAUUUUUGCUGGUGGCCGAGUGGAACACAGUAGUUAUAGAGACGAUGAGGAAGGUGAAGAUAAUGAUAAGAAUGACGCAGUGGAAGUGGCAGUAGAGUCAUCAUUGCAGGCAGUGUUACCAGCUAGUUCUGCAGACUGGGGAAAACUAUUUGAGAUGGUUCGAACACGAAUUACUACUGAAAACAGUAGUGUACUGAAGGCUGAGGCAGCAUUAGUUCUUCCUUACGAAAAAUUAAUUGAUCUUGUUUCUCCUAGCGAACAGAUACCCAUAUUUCGACAAUUAUGGGAGCUUGCUUACCCAGACAGCCAAUCACAAGAUUGUGUUCAGUUAGAAAUUAGAAUGAUGAGAUAGUUUUAAAGAUUGAUUUUUUGUUCAUUAACUUUUUUUUUUUAAUAUCACCUGUAAUCAAUUUCAAAUUGAAAAGCAUUCCAUCCUUAGUUACUAAAAAUGUAAUACACUGAAUGUUUUUAAUUAUCCGGUAUUAAUACAUACAUUUUUUUUUUUUUUUACAAAUUCCGUAAUACUGUACUGAUAUUUUGAUUUGUAUUAUGCAGGUAUUAACUACACGAUAUGAACUGCAGAAAGUAAAAUGCAACUUAAUAAUAAAUUCAUUUUCCCAAAAUACAGAAGAUAUGACAAUAAGGAAACUGUAGAACAGUAUUUUGGUUGCAGUGUACAGUACGUAAAUGCUGGAAAUAUAAUCCAUAAUAUAAAAUAUAGAUAUUUA
Molecule: messenger RNA, 3105 nt
Organism: Procambarus clarkii (red swamp crayfish)
Lineage: Eukaryota; Metazoa; Arthropoda; Malacostraca; Decapoda; Cambaridae
Product: zinc finger protein Xfin
Biological process (GO): regulation of DNA-templated transcription
Molecular function (GO): DNA-binding transcription factor activity, RNA polymerase II-specific; RNA polymerase II cis-regulatory region sequence-specific DNA binding
Source: RefSeq, a predicted model, not a curated record